Messenger RNA from Ogataea parapolymorpha DL-1, 1209 nucleotides. RefSeq lists its product as uncharacterized. The record is from RefSeq and is a predicted model, not a curated record. Bases 1 to 1209 code for a protein of 402 amino acids. NCBI's taxonomy places the organism in Eukaryota, Fungi, Ascomycota, Pichiomycetes, Pichiales, Pichiaceae. The transcript has a single exon.
AUGUCUUCGUUCGAUGAUUAUGGCAAGUCGCCGCUGGAAGUCGAGUUCGAGGCCGAGAUCCGGUACUGUUCGUCCGAUAUGCGGCCACUCGCCAACAGAGAGCCCAAGAUAGUGCGCGGAAUAACGCUACAGACUACUGUCUCCGAGCUGCUAAAUAUGUGCGACGAACAAGACGUCCUGGAAAUCGUGAUUGAAAAUGAACACUCAUCCAAGUCGUUGGACCCAAGCUUGCCCUUGUAUCACAUUCUACAAUGUGGUGCAAACGUCACAACCGACCAGGUGCCCACGAUAAUAUCGAUCAGCGUGCUACUGCCCGGCCCGGUGGCACAGCUCAAGAAAUACGUGGUGGCCAUUACAGACGAGCUCGGGCGAGAGAACAAGGUCGAAUUGACCUCUCAAGACUGCAUUCUCGUCGACAACCACCAGACUGGCUACGAUUCCUACGUGCUGUUAUCCAACGCAGGCCGGCAGAAACUUGCGGCCCUUGCCCCGCUCAACACAGAAUUCCACGCUCGCAGUGCGCCGGCAGCGCGCGAAUGGUCGGCUUCGAUGGGCCAGGUGUUAGCCACAUCAUUGCAUCUCCUCUUCAGCACGCCCUCACUGCUAGUCCGCGGAGCAGUGCAUUUCGCUACACAGGGAACGUUCUGGCGUCUCGUGAAUAUCAGCUGGGUGGUGAUCAAGCUGGCUAUCGGGGUGGUUGUGGUGGGGACUUCAGCGCAGGUAAAGAAUGUUUCAGUCGUCAGAAACUUCAUUGCAGACAUUUUCCUCGGAUAUAUCAUUUUGGGCACCAUCCUCGGACGCGACUUGUGGACGAGCUUGAAGGAUCUGGUCGAAAAUGAUUUGCCGGCAUCAGCUCAGAGCGCUGUGUUGCCCAUGGUGCAGAAAGGACUAUCACUGUCUUACUUGGUGCAACAGAAAUUAGAGUGGUCGAUAAUUCAACUGCUCCGAUUUCUUCUGCAACACGAAAGACGCGGGCCUUUGCAGUUGCCAGGAAAAAAUAGGCCCGAGGGCCCGCUAGACCCAAAAAGGGAAUUAAAACAUUAUUUAUGUGUGGCGUUGCAGGACGCCAUAUUACUGGUGAUCACUCUGCACCCAACGGUGUUCCUGCUCUGCCAACAGGAACUGCACAAACAGCAGGAAUUGGUGGCGAAACUGCUCAAAGAUCAGCAGGAACGAGAGCAAAUUGAUUUAUCGGCCCAACAGGAAUAA